This is a messenger RNA of Sapajus apella (tufted capuchin), 1137 nucleotides long. RefSeq names its product copper metabolism domain containing 1 (gene COMMD1). Gene Ontology annotation, cellular component: endosome. Gene Ontology annotation, biological process: positive regulation of protein ubiquitination; copper ion homeostasis; negative regulation of protein localization to cell surface. NCBI's taxonomy places the organism in Eukaryota, Metazoa, Chordata, Mammalia, Primates, Cebidae. The coding region runs from base 198 to 668 and encodes 156 amino acids. The transcript has 3 exons. The record is from RefSeq and is a predicted model, not a curated record.
ACCAAACGGAUAUUUCCGUGGAGGAGUCCUAAGGGGAUGGAUUUUGCAGAGCAAAGCUGUAAGCUGCCAACUCUAACUUCGGGGAAAACCUUACCUCCACGUUCCCUGUGGUGCUUUUGCACAGGCUAUUUAGGCACAUCUCGGCCGCCGUGGCGAGGCACGGCUCAGCUGUUGCGGGGGCGGGGCCUUCGCAGAGUAUGGCGGCCGGCGAGCUUGAGGGCGGCAAGUCCCUGAACGGGCUGCUGAAUGCGCUGGCACAGGAGACUUUCCAUGGGCACCCCGGCAUCACAGAGGAGCUGCUGCGGAGUCAGCUGUAUCCGGAGGUGCCACCCGAUGAGUUCCGCCCCUUUUUGGCAAAGAUGAGGGGGAUUCUUAAGUCUAUUGCAUCUGCAGACAUGGAUUUCAACCAGCUGGAGGCAUACUUGACUGCUCAAACCAAAAAGCAAGGUGGGAUCACAUCUGACCAAGCUGCUGUCAUUUCUAAAUUCUGGAAGAGCCACAAGACAAAAAUCCGUGAAAGCCUCAUGAACCAGAGCCGCUGGAAUAGCGGGCUUCGGGGCCUGAGCUGGAGAGUUGAUGGCAAGUCUCAGUCAAGGCACUCAGCUCAAAUACACAUGCCUGUUGCCAUUAUAGAGCUGGAAUUGGGCAAAUAUGGACAGAGAUUUUGAGGGAGACCAAGCCAGGGCCUUCUUUCUCCCAGCUGGUGCAUGAUCACCAAUCUCAGCUUUCAAAAGAGUUUGAGCAUAACUUCCCAACCACAAAAGACCCUUGAAUUUGGAAGGAAUGGAUCUGUUACCCAUUUGUGAAUAAGCCAGGUGAAUCGACUUUCUCCAUGCUAGAAGAGAAUCAACUGCUUGAGAUUGCAAAUGAUGGAGGCCUUAAAAGUAUGUUUGAGACAACUUCAAAUCUCCAUACAUUCUGGGUUAAAGUCAAGGUGGAAUAUCCUGAGAUUGCCACAAAUGCACACAAAAGCCUGCUUCCAUUUCUGACACUUUUUGUGAAGCAGAGUUUUCUGCAGUGACAGCAACCAAAACGAGAUUGUUACAGAGUAGACUGGACAUAAGCAAUACACUUUGCGUGUCACUGUCUCCCAUUGUCCCCUAUCCUGCAACUAGAUGGGACCAUCUAGUUACAGGA